GACUUGGAGGACCCUGUGGUCCUCAUUGUCGCCAGCUCAGCCUACCUGAGGGCGUCAUCCAUCUUAAACCACUCCAACACGAUCCUAGUCGAGGACUUGGAGGACCCUGUGGUCCAUAUUGAAACACUUUGUUUUGUUCAAGCUGCGAGCAGCAGCCGGGCCAAUCAGCCCUCGAUGUGGGUAGACAUGCGAAUGGGUGCGGUGCACGUCGCCCUUUCUGCACAGCCAGCUCGCGCAGAGCAGGCAGAGAGGCACGAUCAGUGCUUCGACCCGCAUGCCAAUAUUGAACACAUCUGUGCUCACAUCGGCUCAACGCACUGCGCCACCAGCAGAGGCGGCCGCAGCACGCUAGCGGCGGCCAAGGCAUCUGGAGCGGCCGAGUGGCUGCCACGUUUGGUGGAGAAGGACCUGACAGACCCACCUACACUCCUUCAACAUCCCACAGUGGUUUUGGAGACUGGCAUGCCGCCCGAGGUCUGGCGUGUCUUCCAGGACAGUCUCCGACAGCAGGAUGGCGCAACGCCACAAAACGCCAUCACAGACACGGAAAGCCGGGCUGCCUCACACAGAGGAGCCGCACCCAUUGCACCACCUCGAGACCUGGUUGCGUUUCUGACAGCCAUUCACGGACCACAGAAGGGGAGAGUGACCAGCCAGCUGGACGCUUGCGACAUCUCCGCCGUGGACACGACCAACAUCCAGUUAUGGACGCGUGAUCGCCGAGCCACAUACCACAUGAUUGUAGUGGGCAGUCAGUUUCUCACGACCACCGAUGAACUGUGGGCCACUUCUCGGUCACACAUACAGCUCGAUGGCUCUCGGAACGUAGUGACCUGGACACUCCCCACUGGACCGCCGGAGACACAGGCAAUCACCGUUGACGUGUCCUUGGGGUGCAGAUGCCCAAUCAUGGGACAGCGGCUGUGCCCUUACCACAACAUGGUGGAGCUGCUGAACCUCACAGAUUCGAAAGGAGAGACAGAUCGGCCAUUCGCCCACAUGGGGGCCCAAAACCCCGCCGACCUCCUCAAGAACAUCGCCCACAUGUUGGAGAGUUCCAGGACCUCAGAGCAGCCAGUCCAGACGGAGCCACCUUCAGGUUGUCUCCGCGCCACAGGCGCACGUUUCUUGAGACGACUAGGUCUCAGCCCAACACUCAUCACACAACUCGCUCGUUGGGACAGUGACACGAUUUUGGGCGCCUUGGAUUGCAUCCAGCUUAGCGCCGAUGUCGUCCAGCAGAGGACUGGCGACUCUCCGGGUGACAGCGAUGCAGAGAUAGAGGCCCUGAAAGCCGGCAUCCAGGCUGAUAUCUUGUCAAUGGCACACCAUUGCCAUCAAAUGAUCCGAGAGACCACAGCCCUCAACCGGGCCUGGUUGGCAACCGCAGAAGAGAAGCAGUAG
Molecule: messenger RNA, 1404 nt
Organism: Cladocopium goreaui
Lineage: Eukaryota; Dinophyceae; Suessiales; Symbiodiniaceae
Source: the annotation of a GenBank genome assembly